UCCAUCUCCAAAACUUGGGGAAAACCGCAGAGCUGAGUCGAUAGUUUUACUUCAACUCGGGUCUCUCCCUCUCUCUCCUCCAACUCAGUGACCCGCCACCAUCCAUGGCUUCCAUUUCCCCGCGAAGCCUCCUCCCUCUCCCGAAAAUAGGCCCAAAGGCACUUCACCCUCCGUCUCUCUCCCCUGCCAAGCUCGCAAAGUUCCCGCCUUUCUCGCGAAGCAGGCCGAGGCUCGGCAACUCGAGAUUCGUCGCCAACUCAGUCAUCGAGGAGCUCGACGUCAUCCCGGUGCAGAGCGGGGACAGCACGGACCAGCAGGAGGGCUUGGCGGUGAGCCUGGAGAGGGAAGUGGAGGUGGCCGAGUUGGUGAGUCAAGUGGGUGGGUUCGCGACGAGUGAAGGGCAGUUUUCGUUCGAUGGGUUCUCUUCGUCGUCUUCGGGCGCUUCGCCGUCUUCGAGCGGGGUUGAGAAGGACGGAAGCGAAGAGAUGGAGAGGUUGAUAGAUCGGAUUAUAAAUGCGAUGAUCGUGUUGGCCGCCGGUACCUAUGCCAUCUCUAAGCUGCUCACGAUUGACAGAGAUUAUUGGCAUGGAUGGACUGUUUUUGAGAUACUGCGGUAUGCACCUCUACACAACUGGAGUGCUUAUGAGGAAGCUCUUAAGACAAACCCUGUUUUAGCCAAGAUGGUCAUUAGUGGAGUGGUAUACUCCCUCGGGGACUGGAUCGCGCAGUGCUUUGAAGGAAAACCACUCUUUGAGUUCGAUAGAUCACGGAUGUUUAGAUCGGGCCUCGUUGGAUUCACUCUUCAUGGGUCUCUUUCUCACUAUUACUAUGAAUUCUGCGAGGACCUUUUUCCUUUUCAAGACUGGUGGGUGGUACCUGCCAAAGUAGCGUUUGAUCAAACAGUGUGGGCAGCUAUUUGGAACAGCAUAUAUUACAUCGUUUUGGGUUUCUUACGUCUAGAGUCCCCAAUCAGCAUCUUUACCGAGCUGAAAGCGACUUUCUGGCCAAUGUUAACAGCUGGAUGGAAGCUUUGGCCAUUUGCUCAUCUGAUUACCUAUGGUGUGGUCCCAGUGGAACAAAGGCUUCUUUGGGUGGACUGUGUUGAGCUCAUAUGGGUGACAAUCCUCUCAACCUAUUCAAAUGAAAAGUCAGAAGCAAGAAUCGCCGAGGCUCCAGCCGAAGCCAAUCCUGGCGUACAGUUGCUAAAUCCUCCCUGAGGAGCACUAGGCAUCGGAACAAGCAGAAACAGUAGAGUCUUGACUAUGCAUCGAUGUUUCAAACUUGGCCACAGUGGGAGAGAGAGGAACCGUGCUCAUCGAUGUAGCAAUGGAAAAUGCGGGUCUAGAGGUGUUGGGAUUAUCAAUGGUGUACAUGGGCCGCGGAUAUCUUUAGUGUAUAAUUCCUAUACCCACCAAUCCUCCUCUCUUAUUGCGUGUGUACAAAAUUUAUCAUCAGGCAAUCAUCUCUUUUUGCAUUGUGUAAUUCUUAAAGAGGGGGGGUAUAGAAAAUAAACAGAAAAACCAUCCCGAUGAGUGUCUUGUAGGAAUUUCUGCUUGCAGAGCCACGUUUUCUCUCCGUGUCUCUGGUUUUUCUUGACCCAACUGCUUGUCCUACCGCGUAACUGCAAGAAUAUGCAGAUGAUCAGUAAAUAUUACAUUGAGCACAUUCAACACAAUGAUCUUGUAUAUGGAUUGAGUAGUCAGAUUUUCUGAGUGAUGAGAUCGGUGGAGGUAA
Messenger RNA from Rhodamnia argentea, 1734 nucleotides. RefSeq lists its product as uncharacterized. The record is from RefSeq and is a predicted model, not a curated record. NCBI's taxonomy places the organism in Eukaryota, Viridiplantae, Streptophyta, Magnoliopsida, Myrtales, Myrtaceae. Gene Ontology annotation, cellular component: membrane; cytoplasm. The transcript has 7 exons. Bases 105 to 1217 code for a protein of 370 amino acids.